GACAAUUCUCGGCCUGCGAACAUCAAGUUAGUUGAGGAUUUAACGCAAUUAUUUGUGGAAAACACUUUUUCUGACAAAAUGUCAACGGUUUUGAGAAUGACCGACUCUUUUACAGCAGUUAAACAAGAAGAAAGGAAUUCAGAGGAAUUCGAGGUAAAAAAUGGCGACUUGUUCAAGAGCAACACAAGUUGCUACCUUUUCCUGGACUUCGUGGGAGAAGGAUCGUAUGGCAAAGUUGCCAAGUGCAUGAAUUUGAUCACGGCACAGGAUGUGGCCCUCAAGAUUUUUAAAACUGAGGAUGAUACAGACACAAAAAUAGAGAUCGACAUGCUGGAAGUCCUAAGUGUUCUUGACCCAGUGAAAACAAACGUGGUGCAGUACUUCGAAAGGCUCAAGUACAGAGGACAUACCUGUCUAGCUUUUGAAAUGCUAGACAGGAAUCUUCACCAGCUAUUGAAAGACAGAGAAUAUGAGCCACUCUCUGUCAGUGAGAUACGUCUGAUAGCAGAGCAGCUGCUGAUAGCCCUAGAUGCUCUGAGGGGACUUGGAGUCAUACAUGGUGACCUGAAGCCAGAAAACAUCAUGCUGGUGAACCAUGAGAAUGAACCCUUCAGAGUCAAACUCAUAGACUUUGGAUUGUCAUGUAUGACCUCUGAAGUUACACGUGGGAUGACCUUGCAGACUCUGGGUUACAGGGCACCUGAAGUCGUCUUAGGCCUCCCCAUCACCAAGGAAAUAGACAUGUGGAGUCUUGGCUGUGUUCUCUCAUUCUUGUACAUGGCCAGCCAUCUGUUUGGGGUAUGCUCAGAGUACCAGAUGGUGAGGAGCAUAGUUGAAGUACUGGGCCAACCAGCUGACGACAUCCUCAGUGCCGGAUAUUUCACCAGUAUUUACUUCAAGGUGAACCAGAACUGGGACUACCCUAAAUGGCUGCUGAAGACCCCAGUGGAAUACCAACAGACAACUGGAAUAGUGCCUGAACCGACUUGGAGUGUUUGUUACUUGGAUGAGCUGGUUACAAUCUACCCAAAGACACAGGAGUCCAUUGAGAUAGACGAUUGCAGAGCAUUUGUGAGCCUCCUUAAAGGUCUUCUGCAAAUGGACCCGAAGACAAGAAUCACUCCUGCGAAAGCUUUCAGGCACCCAUUUCUCUCCAUGAACCACCUGGUAGAAGAAAUGGACACCAGCUUGUAUGCAUUUGCGUCAUUUGAAAAAAUGAUGGUCUGCCAGACAUCGGAUGAAUUGGAAGAUGAUGACAUUCCUUAUCCAAAAGGUGAAGACGUUGCUGCUCAUGUCUCCAAUGACAAUUCAAGCCUGCCUGAUAGAGUAGCAGCUGCUGGCGUUGAUAAAGGCUCAGUUGGACAAAUGCUGGUCUGCAAGACAGAUGACUCUCAGGAACAAACACUUGUUAAUGAGGCUGAGGAGAAGCCCAAAGUUGAUGGUCUUACAGCCACCCUCUCUCUCCAGACUCAGCUCCUUCUUGCUCCUAUGAAGGCAAUGCAAACCUGCCUGAUGGAGAAGCAGCUGCUGGUUCAGAUGAAGAGGAACCAGCUGUCGGCCAAAAUGCCGCCAGUCCUAAUCAGGCUGAGGAGACAUCUGCCCCUGAUGGGUCACCUGAUGAAGGUGCACCCGUCAAAGUAAAGAGCUGCCCAAAGAGGAUCCUCAAGUUCUUCAGCAGUGCCAUAAGGACUGUGUUCAGACUUAGAAAGAAAAUCAACAUAAAGAAUAAUGUUAAUGAACACUUUAUCAGUUGAAUUCCAUCCUGCGUGUUUUGAUGUGCUAUGAUGUAUGAGCAAUUUGUGUAUGACAUUAGAAAAUGAUCAAACAGCUUUUGCUCUUUCAAUGCACAAGAUCAAUAUGAUCUCAAGGGCCUGCUAUUGUAUACCAUUAAUUUACAAUUCUUGAACCAGUUUGUAUGUAAAUGUUCAGACUAAAUCAGGCACAUUUGAAAUUUAAAGAUGUAACUUAACCUAUAUAUAUCUCCACAUAUAUGUCCACGUUUGCAGGAUUUUUACAUAAAUACGAAGUGUAGUUUAAACAUUAUUGUAAAUACCAACAACAAAUAAGUCUGCUGGGUAAGAUGGUUUUAUUUAGAGAACUGCUGUGGUAUCGGUACAAAUGGAGUUAAAAAGUUAUGUGUAUACAUUUUAAUGGGAAAUGUGGUUGUCAUCAUUAUACUAAUACUUCCAGUCAACACAUUUUGAAUCAAGUAAGAAUCAUUACAUCGUAACGUAUUCAAAUAGUUGUUUUUGUUUUGUUUUGUUUUUUUGGCUGAGCAACAAUUAACAUCAAUUAAAUCAAUUAACUGUUUAAAUCAA
Molecule: messenger RNA, 2318 nt
Organism: Scophthalmus maximus (turbot)
Lineage: Eukaryota; Metazoa; Chordata; Actinopteri; Pleuronectiformes; Scophthalmidae
Product: homeodomain-interacting protein kinase 2-like
Exons: 9
Coding region: 79-1641 (520 amino acids)
Biological process (GO): peptidyl-threonine phosphorylation; smoothened signaling pathway; positive regulation of transcription by RNA polymerase II
Cellular component (GO): PML body; cytoplasm; nucleus
Molecular function (GO): ATP binding; protein tyrosine kinase activity; transcription corepressor activity
Source: RefSeq, a predicted model, not a curated record